CCGACCGCUGUCGAAAUAUCCAAUAUAUCGUAAUUUCUGUUCGUCCCCCACACCCUCCCACCCCUAUUAAAUGAAUAAUUGCCGUUUAACCUAAUCGCAACGGUCAAACUUGGUAUGUAUAGUGGACUCCUGCCUAAGGGUUUAACAGAAGAUGACCUCAGUCCAGAUGACGAGGAGCAGAGAGAGGGUGAAAAGUGUGAGAGCUCUGCUGAAAAGUGGAGCUCUGUCGGGGGAAACACUGGCUCAAUGGUGGAGGAACAGUCCAGUCACACUGUCAGUGAUGCAGACUAUGAAUCCGCGACAAGCAGCCUGCCUGGUAUAUCCCAGGAAAUGUGGCAAAAAUUCGACAAUCUGCGGAAGAAGAAAGAUGAGGUGAUGAAGACAAUGAAGGUCCCAAGAAGAAGAAAAAGAAGACACAAGAAAGGUGUCACUGGAACAGACAGUGAGGAACCUGCAGAAACAAGCAGUCAGCAUCAGGAGGAGCAGGAGAAGCCCUGGGAUGGGCUUAAGCAGUAUUUUGGUGUAAAUGAUCGAUUUCAUCCCCCUGCGUGUUCUAAACCUCCUCCGAAGUCCGGCCUAGAAAAGAGCAUAGAGAGGGCCAUAGCUGAAGGGGACAUUGCAAAGGCGGAGGAGAUGAGCGACAGACUCGCCACUCGAGAGCUGGCUGUGAAAAUCGCUCAAGCCGCUGAUUGCCGUGACUUUGUGCAACGCAAACAGGAAGAGGAAGCUUUGAGGGCAGCGCAGAAAAGGAAGAGGCAAAUAGCCUGGGGGUUUGAGGCGAAAAAACGAUGGGAAACCAAAAGCAACAUGGGCUUCAUGUGACAAACGUGGAGGAAAAGGAGAAAGACUGUGAUUUUUUUACUUUUUUUUUUUAAGUUAAUUCGAUAAAACUUGUGUUUUUUUUUUUUUUUAUGGCGGACUGAUCCUGUUUCGUUUUAUUCUGUUUGUAUAUUUUGAAGACUUCACACCAGCAGAGUGUGUGAGGGGGAAAAAGUCACACAGUUGGCUGAGGAAAAAAACCCCAUGCAGAGAGCACAAGAGAGAGAAAAAAUUAUGGAGCAUUCAAAUUAAUUCCUAAGGCGCCCAUUGGAGUCUGCAUUGUGUUAUUUUUCAUUACAUUUCAGUGAUCUGAGCAUUCUGGCCUUUUUUCCCCUUCAAAUUAAAUCUGGUGUACAUUACUG
Thunnus maccoyii (southern bluefin tuna) is the source of this 1181-nucleotide messenger RNA. RefSeq names its product family with sequence similarity 204 member A (gene fam204a). The transcript has 7 exons. Bases 115 to 822 code for a protein of 235 amino acids. The record is from RefSeq and is a predicted model, not a curated record. Lineage: Eukaryota; Metazoa; Chordata; Actinopteri; Scombriformes; Scombridae.